This is a messenger RNA of Cucurbita pepo subsp. pepo (vegetable marrow), 1554 nucleotides long. RefSeq names its product cytokinin hydroxylase. The record is from RefSeq and is a predicted model, not a curated record. Gene Ontology annotation, molecular function: heme binding; oxidoreductase activity, acting on paired donors, with incorporation or reduction of molecular oxygen; iron ion binding. Lineage: Eukaryota; Viridiplantae; Streptophyta; Magnoliopsida; Cucurbitales; Cucurbitaceae.
AUGGCGUUCUUUACUUCCUUGCUCUUCAUGCUAUUGUUUUCUUGUUGGAUUUCACCUUUUUUAGCCCACAAAAAGCUCAAGCGAAAUGGGUUUCGAGGUCCGACCCCGAGUUUUCCUCUCGGGAAUAUUAGCGAGAUGAAACGGACGAGCUUCGGUCGUGUGUUCGAGUCUUUGACGCAUGAUAUACAUUCCAUUGUGUUUCCCUACUUUUCUCGGUGGCAAGCUGCCCAUGGAAAAAUAUUUACGUACUGGUUAGGGACAGAGCCGUUCUUGUACAUUGCAGAGCCGGAGUUUGUGAGGAUGUUGUCGAGGGAAGUGCAAGCUAAGUACUGGGGGAAGCCGUCGGUGUUCAAACGUGAUAGGAAAUCGAUGUUUGGGAAUGGAUUGGUGAUGGCUGAAGGAGACGAGUGGGUUCGACAAAGACACGUCAUUACUCCUGCAUUUAAUCCUUCCAACUUAAAGGCAAUGGCGAGCUUAAUGGUGGAGUCCACCACCCAAAUGCUGGACAGGUGGGCCCACCUCGUACUCUCCGGCCAUCCACAAAUCGAAGUGGAAAACGAAAUCACUUCCACCGCCGGCGAAAUCAUCGCCAAAACCAGCUUUGGAAUCGACCAUAUAAGCGGCCGACAAGUCUUCCACAAACUCAGGAAUCUCCAGAUGACACUCUUUAAAACCAACCGUCUUGUCGGAGUUCCGUUCGCCGGGAUUUUGAUCGCCGGCAAGGCCCGAGAGGCCAAACGCCUUGGUGAAGAGAUCGACGAGCUGUUUCGAGAGGUGAUUACGGCGAGGAGAGAGAAUCAGGCGGCGGCGGCGGCGGCGGCGGAAGUGGUGCAGCAGAAUGAUCUUUUGAGCUUGCUUUUGAAAGAGAGUGGUGGAGAGGGGAAGUUGGGGAGGUGGUUGAGUACGACGGAGCUGAUUGAUGAGUGCAAGACGUUUUUCUUUGGUGGGCAUGAAACGACGGCGUUGGCUUUGACGUGGACUUUGCUGCUUUUGGGUAUUCAUACGGAGUGGCAAACUCAGCUGAGAGAUGAGAUUAAGGAAGUUCUUGGUGAUAAAGAGAGUGACUUUGAUUUCACUAAGCUUUCUCAGCUCAAAAAGAUGGGAUGGGUAAUGAGCGAGGUUCUACGUCUAUACCCGUCCGCACCCAACGUGCAAAGGCAAGCUAGAAGAGACAUUACAGUAAACGGACUGACGAUCCCGAACGGCACCAACAUGUGGAUAGAUGUGGUGGCCAUGCAUCACGACGAGGCCCUUUGGGGCGAGCAGGUGAACGAGUUUCGGCCGGAGAGAUUCGAACACGACGGGGUAGCUGGGGGGUGCAGCCACAAGAUGGGGUAUUUGCCGUUUGGGUUUGGAGGAAGAAUGUGCGUUGGAAGGCACUUGACGUUCAUGGAGUAUAAGAUUGUGUUGACGCUUAUUUUGUGUAGGUUUUCUUUCACAUUGUCUCCUGAUUACUGCCAUUCGCCUUGCAUUAUGCUGUCGCUCCGGCCCGCGCAUGGUCUACCUCUCAUUUUUCAACUACUGGAACACUAAUUUAUAAGGGAUUAGGUUGUU